Messenger RNA from Lachancea mirantina, 1008 nucleotides. The record is from the annotation of a GenBank genome assembly. Lineage: Eukaryota; Fungi; Ascomycota; Saccharomycetes; Saccharomycetales; Saccharomycetaceae.
AUGGGAGUUAAAGUAGUUAGAGAUGCAGUGGUACAUCAAUUCUUUGCAUCGGCUUCCAGAAAUGCACUUCUUGGCCAUAUUGGUGCGUUGGAAAAGGCUUUACAACGAUACUCGGCGAACCCGAGUAUUGUUCCGCCCAGAAUUGUCCGUGACACACCCAAGAGCGGUACUUUACACAUGAUAAUGCCUGUGAUUGAUGAUACCUACUGUGGCGUCAAAACGUUAGGUUUCAAUCCAAAUGGGAACACAGGGUUUGUAGGUUCUGUCAACGUUGUCGAACCCGAUUCUGGAGCUUUGGUCGGCGUCGUCGACGCUAAAGUUUUGACUGCGGUCCGGACUGCUAUGUCCAGUUGUAUUGGUCUCUUGAAGUUCAUCGAUCUACUGGGACCCUCUGUCACUGUGACGGUGUAUGGAACAGGGUUGCAAGCGUUUUGGCAUUUGUUUCUUGCGUCGCGAUUGCUCGAGGGCAAGGACGUUUCAGCUAACAUUCUGUAUCGCUCGAAGCGCAUGGAAUCGAAAGAACUCGAACGAUACUUCCCCAAGUUGAAGAUCAACCAAAUUAACGUCAGCGACUCGGCCCAAGUUUCCGACGUUGUUGCAAAGAGUGGUAUCAUUUUUGGAUGUAUUCCAUCCGAAAGGCCAAGCAUUCUAGCAGCGUACCUAGACAAGGAAGGCGCUCCUUUUACUUAUGUAUCCUUGAUUGGAAGCUACAAACCUCAUAUGCAUGAGUGCGACGAAUCUCUGAUCAAUUAUUUCAAAGAUCAAAAAGCCGGUAUUAUCGUUGAUUCUACGAAUGACAGUCUUCUUGAAUCUGGAGAGCUCAUUGAUGCCAAGGUUGCGCCUGAACAAUUAGUUGAAUUGGGCAAACUGAGCGAAAAUUCUAAAAAUUUGAAGGCUUUAUUUCCUCACCAAAGGCAAGUGGUUCUUUCCAAAAUAGUUGGAAUUGCCAUCAUGGACGUCAGCGUUGCCUCAGGAUUACUACAGUCCAUGGCCAAUGAAAGCGAUUAA